Molecule: messenger RNA, 1662 nt
Organism: Gadus chalcogrammus (walleye pollock)
Lineage: Eukaryota; Metazoa; Chordata; Actinopteri; Gadiformes; Gadidae
Gene: ccn1l2
Product: cellular communication network factor 1, like 2
Exons: 5
Coding region: 337-1515 (392 amino acids)
Biological process (GO): signal transduction
Cellular component (GO): extracellular region
Molecular function (GO): protein binding
Source: RefSeq, a predicted model, not a curated record
GGUAACGAGAGGGAGAGGAGGAGUUCCAAAGAGAGAGAGGUAAAGAGCGAGAGAGGUAGAGUGAGAGAGAGGGAGGACCUAUAACUGGGCCGUCUUGUCCGACUGUGUGAAGCAGAGCAGAGUGGACUAAACCGGUACUAGUCCAGCAAUAGAGCAGAACAGGACCAGCACUAGAACAGUACUAGAGCAGCAGAGACGACUUGAGCUGUGGGAAGAUUUUCAUCCCUCAGUUGAGGACAACAUUGGACAACGUAAUUUACAUUUACAGCCGUUACUCCUGACUUACUUUUGUUUCUUCCUCCUGGUCCAUAUCUGUCUGUGGAGAGUUGAAGAGUCAUGAUGUGUUCUCACUCUGGGUCGAGGAGAUUCCUCUCAGUGCUGCUGCUGCUGUCUGGGGCUGCGGUGGUGCUGCAGGCAGAGAGGAGCUGCCCGGCCGUGUGCUCCUGCCCGUCGACACCCCCCGCCUGUCCCCCAUUGGUCAGCUGGGUUGCGGACGCAUGCGGCUGCUGCAAGGUGUGCGCCGCGCAGUUUAACCAGGAGUGCGACGACGACUGGCCCUGCGACCACAUCAAGGGCCUGCACUGCCACCUGGGGGCCCCAGGGGCCCGCGCCCUCAGGGGCCUCUGUAGAGCGGACCCCCAGGGACUCCCCUGUGAGUACAACGGGCGUAUCUACCAGCACGGCGAGGACUUUCGGCCCAGCUGCACCAACCAGUGCAGCUGCAUGAGUGGCAUGGUGUGGUGCGUGCCCUUCUGCCCCCAACUCGGCGCCGUCCCCAACUGCGCCCGUCCCCGCCUCGCCACGUCCCCUGAGGGCUGCUGCCAGGAGUGGGUGUGUGACGAUGACAACAGCAUCCCCGACGAGCAGGCGGGGCCAGCGGCACACAGCGACCCCCCGAUACUCCCUCACUUUCCCCCCAAUCACAUCAGCACCUGGUUCCUCCCUCCUCCGCCGCGGAACCACCAUCAAGCCGGUGCACAGCUCAGCUUUAAAGAGGUGCUGACUACCCCAAGGGAAGAAGUGCUGCCGGGGGCAGCAGUGGACCCCACCUGCUUCCCUGUGACCACCAACUGGACGGAGUGCUCCUCCACCUGUGGGAUGGGCGUUUCUAGCCGGGAGACCAAUGACAACCUUGUUUGCCGCCUUGUUCGCGAGACCAGGCUGUGUGAGAUCAGAAGCUGCGACGCUCAACCUCCCCCUGCCGGCAAGCGGGGGAGGAAGUGCCAGCGGACGGUGCGACCUCCGGACGCCGUCAGCCUGACCUUCGCCGGCUGCAGCACGGAGCAGCGCUACCGGCCGCGCUACUGCGGCGCGUGCUCCGCCGGCCGCUGCUGCACGCCCUCCCUGUCGCACACCGUCCGCAUGCGCUUCCGCUGCCCCGACGGGGAGACCCUCUCUCGGGACGUCAUGUGGAUCCAGCGCUGCCGCUGCCAGAGGAAGAGCUGCUCCGCCGGACCCGAGCCCUGGGGGCACCCGGUCAGCCUCCACAACGACAUCCACACCUUCCAGGUGUAAAGGCCGGCCCCGACCGCCCGGCCCGGAUGGUUGGAUGGAUGGAUGACCCCGCCCUUCUUAUCUAACCAUGGAGCGAUGUCGUGCCCCACCUCUGUCCCCAAUCCCCCCCCUUACCAGGGAGUCUGAGACCCUCCCUCAGCAGCUAAA